Molecule: messenger RNA, 2339 nt
Organism: Cydia fagiglandana
Lineage: Eukaryota; Metazoa; Arthropoda; Insecta; Lepidoptera; Tortricidae
Exons: 3
Coding region: 34-633 (199 amino acids)
Source: RefSeq, a predicted model, not a curated record
UAUGUAAACUCCAGUAAUCUUUAGUGAUCUAUAAUGGAGGCAUCCACUUUUAGUAAGGUUUCGUUUACCGAUUUCAAAUGGCUCAAUGAACCGAAACACUGGAAAGCUAACAAGGACGUGCUCGAAUUUUCUACUGAUAAUAAAACUGACUUUUGGCAGAAAACUUUUUACGGUUUCGCUUUUAAUACUGGACAUCUGUAUGGAGUGGAAAUAAAAGAUGACUUCACUUUGGAGGUUUGCGUCGAAGCAAAUUUCAAAACUCUCUACGAUCAAGCGGGUCUCAUGAUCUACAUAGAUGAGCACCAUUGGUUAAAGGCUGGUAUCGAGUAUAACGACGGGCAGCCUAUGAUCGGAAGCGUCCUUACCAAUGGAGUUUCGGACUGGGCUACUGGCAUAUUUCCUGGCAACCCCAACAAAUUCUACCUCCGCCUCACCCGCCUCCGCGACGCUGUAUGUGUCAAAUAUUCCAUAGACAACCAAAUUUGGACUUUACUCAGACUUUGCCCGUUUCCUACAGCCAGCAAGUAUUUUGUUGGACCCAUGGCAUGCACGCCGCAAAGGGAAGGGUUGGAAGUUAAAUUUAGUAAUAUUAGUAUUAGUAAACCGGCGGAUGAUAUUUUACAUUCAAAUUAACGUAUUCAAAAAUGGCGAAAUCGCCUUAACUUGCACUGAAGCCAGAUUUGUACAGUCAGCAGUAGAGUUGCUAAGCGGGCAAUGUAGUAAUAAAUAUUAGUACUGACUGUACUAAUAUUUUCGCAGACAUUUUGGAAACCACUUCAUGACUUCAAGGUUUGUUAAUAGUUUGUUAUUGCGUUGCAUCGAUGCGUCGAUUUGACAUACUGCGGAAUGAGAUGAUAGAGAUGCAAAUAGUGCAACCUAUACUCUGUAUCUUUAGGUAUUUAAAUAAAAGUAAACAUAAUCUACCCUCAAAAUGGCUCCUUAAGCUAGUUGAGGGUAGAUGAAAACAUUACAUGAUCAAAUAAUGUAGGUUAAAGUCAGGUAGUUCAGUAACUGAUCCAAGCGUUUUUGUAUUUGGUUGGUUAACCAAUAAAUGUUAUAACUACCCGUACAAAUUCAUUGUUUACUUUUAUUUAAUACCUAAAGAUACAGUCGAUACAGACUAUAAUAACAAACCAUAAAGUGAAAAGGAAUUAUUGUUUCAUAUAAAUAUAUCACUGCAUAUAAUUUACAUACCAUUCAAAUACAUAUGUUGACCUUAAAUAAAACAAUUAUAUUGAAAAAGUAUUUAUUCCUUCUUUACAGUCCUUACGACCUUAUUGUCUUAUUUUACGUGGAAUGUAAACGACAGACAACACAGAGCGACUACCGCUAAAACCGAAAUUCGCAAAUUGUGGGGAUCUUUAUCUUUUACUCCAACGAAGGCGUAAUUAGAGUGACAGAGAAAAAUCCCCGCAAUUUGCGUACUUCGAUUUUCGCGGUUAUAGCCCAGGAUCAAAAAUAUUAUAUAUACCUACGAGGAAUUUUAUUUCUGUAUAAUUUCGUACCUUGUCAGAGUAACAAUAUGAAAUGGUACAGAAAAUAAAUUUUUUGACUGUACAUUUAUCCUUGUAUUUCGACACUACUUUAAAAAUCUCGUAUCUUACAUUGCUACUCAAAGUUGGAAUGCAGUAACUCUGUAUGCAUCUAAUCUAAUACAUAGUUUUUAUUUUUGAUUGAACCAGAUAAGUUGUUUUGAAAGUAGUGACAUAUUACAUGUAUUUCUUUUACAUAUUCUAUAUAUGUAUGUAUGUAUGUAUGUGUUCCUAACUAAUAUUUACCAUUUACUGUGACUUCUAUAAAAAUAUUUCUUUUACGUUUAUUUGGUAGUGACCAGCAAUAUGGUUAUAGGUACUCGUAUUUUAAAAAUGUAUAUAUUUUCAUAAUAAUUGUUCUGAGAUCGACAAAUGUCCUGUGUUGAUGGUACUUGUAUUUGUUCCUUAAUUUUAAUAGCCUUAUCCUUGUUAUAAAGGGUGAGUGAUAUAGUAUUUGGCCACUCCAUAUUAAAGCAGUAAGAAACAGGCCAAUUACUACGGACGGGUCAAUAACUAAAUCACCUAACCCCAACAUCUACUACAAUCCUACAAGUAUAUGUUCAUAUCUCUUAGAUUAGCAAGCGUUCACAGGCUACGGUCAUCACUUACCAACAGGUUUACCUAUUUAGCGGCUAACCACAUUAAGUAUAACUUUAUGCUGCUCACUACCUAUACCUACUUAACAUAACUUACAUUCUAAAUAUGAAAUGCUCUGUUAUAACCGAUUCUACGAGUAACUAAAUAAAUGGCGAAGCAUAACUAUUACAUUUAUCACAAUCAAACUAACAAACGAUACAUAUUCAUAAU